This is a messenger RNA of Hydractinia symbiolongicarpus, 1973 nucleotides long. RefSeq lists its product as uncharacterized. Bases 802 to 1719 code for a protein of 305 amino acids. The record is from RefSeq and is a predicted model, not a curated record. The transcript has 2 exons. Lineage: Eukaryota; Metazoa; Cnidaria; Hydrozoa; Anthoathecata; Hydractiniidae.
GGUCGCAAAAAUCUUGUUUUUUUUUUAAAGAAUCAGGCGUUGUGAAUUGUGUUUCACGCGCGAGCGGUCAAAACAAAGUCGGUAAAAAUAUAUCGCAUUUGAUAUUCGUGCGCAUAUUAAAAAUUUCGUGUUUCCGUUACGGGACGCAGCUUUCGCGGACACACAGACAGACAGACGGAAUACGGCUAUUAUUAAAGAGAUAGUUCUAUUGUUACUUUUUUUUUCUUUCUGUUGUUACAAUUAGUAAUUUAUCUUGUUUUUUUAAAAUUUAGAGUUGGUGUGAACUUGGGUGCUGGGUGAUAGCAAAAGCUUACUGAGAAAACAUUCAAAAAAAUGUCAUCUCUCUUUCAAUAAUAAAUGUUUCAAAAUUUAAUCAAAAUUGUUCACUCUUUGCAGCUGAUGUUGACAUGCAAUAUUAAAACAAGUUUAAAACCUUAAGUUUUGAUGCGUUUUAAAAAUCUUUUCAAAGGAAAACUGCAGUGAAAUACUGUUGUGCCGCCAUUUUAAAAAUAGCAAAGUGUUGCACUUUAGAAAAAAAUUGUUCAAGUUAAUUAACACAGAAUCUCACUUCCAAUCAAAUUCAACGCUUAUUCAGAAUGUCGUUAAUUGGAAUAAUUAAACAAGAGGUUGGCAAUAAUGAUCGUAUUUGUAACGAGUUAGUUAAAAUGUUAACAAACUUGUAUUUGCAAUUUAUUUUCUUUUUUUAAAGGUCAGCGAUCAAUCUAUUUUAUUCUUUCCACGAUAUUGCGUUGACUGAAAGACCAUAGCAGUUCUUGUAGGGUGACUUAAUUGCAACCAGCCAUGCUACAAAAAAAAAUUUUUGCACUUCUUCUUCUUAUCAUUGUAAGCUUGAUUUUGUUCACAUCAAAUUUUUACAAAAACACAACAGUGAUAACUCCUUUUAAUCGCACGCAAGUAAUUUCACUAAUUGUUGGUAGAAAAAACGAAAAAGGAUUCAAUACAAAAUUGGUUCUUUCCUAUUCCAUAUUUGGUAAAGAUUCGGCAAGAAAAUGGGGAUAUCUCAUUGGAAUGGUUGCUAAAGAAGCAAAGGAAAGUAAUUUAUACCAUGACUGGAUAGUUCGAAUUUACCACGAUAAAGCACUUAGCAAAGAAUAUAUCAAAAAUCAUACUUCUAAAUUUGACAAUCUAAAAUUUUUUGAUGUUUCAAAAAUACCAUUGUACGGAGAUAUCACCUCAAUCGAUGGUAGAGUAUGGAGAUUCUUUCCAUUAGCAGAUGACACUGUCGAUAUUGUGUGCGUCAGAGAUCUAGACUCGCCAAUCCUAAAAAGAGAAGAAGAUGCAGUAAGGGAAUGGCUGACAAGUGGUCACAUCAUGCAUGUUAUGCGGGAUCAUGUUCAGCAUGGAACUGUAAUUUUAGGUGGCAUGUGGGGCUUCCUAAAUGCUAUGAAUAGAGGGUUAGGCCGCAAAAUUGUCGAUCGGGUUUUGCAUAAUGCUGCAAAAAGGACUGGAAGUGCAGAAGCUGCCAAAUCUAGCGACCAAACAGUCUUAGCUAGACAUGUUUGGCCAUUAGUGAAAUUGGAUACCUUACAACACGAUGCUUAUCUUUGUAAGAAUUACGAAGGAAGUGUACCGUUUCCAACGAAGAGAUCUGAUGAUUUCACAUUUGUUGGAUGUGUUCGACCUUGCAUUGUAAAUAAAGGGACCCCAUGUGAUGUAAAAUGUCGACCUAAAAAUCAUACGGAUUGGACAUUUUGCUAAGCGCAUCAAUUUUCUAAGGGCUUUCUGUUAUUAAAGGUGUUAAACAUACCGACAGUACGUCUCACAGAAUAAUAAGAAAAAUUUGAGUUUUGAGACGCUUUGUUUUCUAUUUAUUGAGCUAAUGACGAGAUUCAUUUCGACAAGUUGGCAAAUUUUGAAGUUCGCCCCACAAGUGGUUUUUUAGGCGUCUUCCAUAUAAAAUAAAUUGUCAAAGUUUGCAGUGGACUUAGGAUCUUAGGUUAUUUGGUUAGAUU